CUCCGGCUUGGCUGGAAUGUUUCCUGAGGUGCCCUGUGUUCCCAAACUGCAGGCUACACGAAGCAGGGCUAUUGUGCGCGGCCCGGAACGCGGUGAGGGUGCAACACGCGGCGAGGGAAGCUUUCUCGGGCCGUUGGACGCCAAGGUUGGGAGCACCCCUCCGGUCACCGCAGCCAGAAUCGGGACCGGAACUGUGCGAUCAAGCCCUGGCUCUCUACCACCUUCCUGCCAUUUCCUUUGUGGGACAAUCCCUUUGUUACUACUUAAAGGCCAUAUGCUGUGAAUUGCAGCUGGCAGAAAGCUGGUAUCGAGCUGGGAGCUUAAUCGACGCUCGUGUAAAUCCUAGUUUCAGCUUCUGACACGCGUAUAGGUUAUCCCAGACCCUCAAAAAUAGCUAUAUUGAUGAAAGAGCAACAUCGAGUCGGUUGCGGAGGGCAAUACGCGAGUCCAGCAAAUACCAUUUACCAAGCGGUUCAGCGUGAAGCGAACGAUUUUUGUCAAUUCUGAUGUAUGAUUUAAGUCGCUUAACUGUAAUGCAAGCGAAUGUGACUGGCAGUUUGAUUCAGAAACGCGUCGAGCGCCUGCACUUCCUCAAAAUGCACAAAACCGGGCGACCUCAUCUCUUCGGAAUUGGCACUGCAGGGCUAGUAUUUCCCCAUUUGUGUAUGAUUAUACGCUUCGCGCCAAUGGUGGGCUCCCGGCAAAUUCUCUCGCACAGCACUGCAGCAGUGCAGACCCGCAGCUUCGCAGCCAGCACCUUCAUAGGUUCGGCUGGCUCAAGUCUUUCCAAUCAAGGCGCUUCUGGCAACUCCCACGAUUCUUCCGCACGAAACGUCCAGCAUGCCGCAGACUUGCCCCGCCAUCAUGGGCUCACGUCGCAAGACGGUGGCCAACAGGAGCCCUCCCGCCCUGACGACUUCAGCCACGGCCGUACCGGCGCCACGUCACCGGCUUCCGGCUCUGCCCGCCUCACGGGCGGCUCGCACACGCGCCCCGCCAACUCCAGCCUCGCCGCCCAUGGCUGCUACCGCGUCAUCGGCCCCGCCCGCAUCUGCAAGCGCGGCGACACGCUGGUCGCCCACCUGUUCCCCGGAGCCCGACUGGAGCUGCUGGACAGAGACGGCAACGCCACAGCUCUGCUACUGCAGCAUCAGCAGCAGGCCGCCGUACAGCCGCAACCGCUAACCGCCACUGAUGUAACCGCCGCGCUCCCCGUGUCGUACGGCAGCGGCAGCAGUACUGCUGUCGGCUCGAUGGGCUCCGCCGCCGCCGGCUCCGGCGAUUCUGCCUGGUCGGCGGGAGCUUCCCUCUUCUCCAUUACGGAUGAUGAGGAUGUGCCGCCGCCACUGCCGGCGGCGGCGGCGCCGGCGCUGGCGCCCAUGGAUUCAAGCCUGGCAGCGGCGGCGACAGCGGCGGCUCCGCCGGCGCUUGCGGCUCCGCCCCUGAUGAUCUCAGGCGUGGGCGGUGGCAUUGGCGGCAGCAGCGCGGGCGGCGGGGCCUUCCCGGCGGCAGCUGGGAGUGCGCAGGCGGAGGCGGAGGCUCAGCUGGUGGUUGAGGAGUGCGUGCUGGUGGCGGCGCACGUGGAGCUGGGGGGCAGCGCCUCUAGUGUGGACCUGGUGGACGUUGGGCUGCAGCCCGCGCUGCAUCGUCUCAACGGCCACAUCUACUUGUCCGUGCGCUGCCUGCCGCCCUGCGCCCAGUUCGAGCUGGGACCCAACGCACAUCUGUGCCACCCCAUCAGUAUGACGCCGCCGGCCGACACCUGCUGCUAAUGCUCCCGGCCCGCUCCCGGCCCGCCGCUGCAUGAGAUCGAUCCUCAGGAGACCGUACCCACACACGCACAUUGCGCGAUAGGUGAUGGAUUGUCAGACAUAUCCCUGGUGACGCGUGUGUGUAUGUGUGUGUGUGAGCGAGUGUGUGUGUGUGUGCAUGUUCGUGUGCAUCAGGCAAGCAGACAUCAUGAACGGAUCAUGCCGGAUGGUCGGAGGCGGCGCAUGGGGGUGAAAGGCAGGGUUGGCUGCGUAUGGCAGUAACACAAUCCAGUCCUGACAAUCCCGGGCAAGUGGCAUGCGGUAUAGUACCAUUUUACAUUCAGCAAUUGUUCGUUGUGGUGAAGGGCAUGUGCAUGCAUGCAUGCCAGCUUGGGUAGAGAUGUAGGCUCGAAGCCUUAUGCGAUUGGAAUGCCUAUGCAGGGGCUGGCUCGAGAAUAGGAGUACACGUUUUACAAGGUUUUCCAGGGGAGGAUGUGCAAGUCGUGCGCGUGCAGGUAGGCAGGUGUAGGUAGAAAGGUGCUGGCUUGCUUGCCAUUCGGAUGGGCGUGUUCAGGGGUGCGUGCAUCCCUGAAUGUGUUUGCGGGUGAAGUGUCUUCUUUGUAUGUGUCGAAGGCAACAACACGUUGCAUGGUAUCAAACAUUCAGAUUCUCCGGUCGCGCCGUGUCAAGUAAGGUAGUCAAGGCCGUACAGUGCCCUCCACGGGUGGGACAUGCCCCCAUGGUGUACAUAUCCAAUGAGUAUUCGUUCAAGGAAGUAUGAAUUUACUGCCGACGAGCAACGGAUCCUUGUUUGCCUUCAUUUGCCUUACGGGAACUUAUGAAGCAAGCAAGAGAGUUUUGGGGGCGUGCAGGUGGAUGUGUCGAAGGUAAUUGUGUGGCAUCUGUGUUUGGGUAGGCGUUCAGAGGCGUUUCAUCAAGGCCGGCCACGCAAGCACGAACCAAAUAAACCGGCAAGAAAGAAAGGCGCAACCAUUCCGCGCAAGUAUACUGGAUGACAUUUCGAUUGAUUAAUUACGGACGGAGGGAAGGCGGACAGAGAGAACGUCCAGCGGGGGCUGGCUCGAGAUUAGGAGUAAAGUUGGACAAAGUUUUCCAGGGGAGGGUCAGGGAGCAUAGUAGGUCUGUAAGGAGGGGCGUUGAGAUUGUCUGCACGGAGGACGUACAAGGGAAGGGCGGGGAGGCAGGAGGGCAUGAGGGUGCCCAGGAGGCAUGAGGGCAUGAGGGUGCCCGGGAAGGGACCUGGAUAUUCGCCGGCGCUAAGGGAGGAAGGGCUGGGGGGAGGCGCCGGGGAGAAGGACGCAGACGGACACGGUGCGUGAAUGCCGGUUUGGAUUAUGAAUGCGUGAUGUCACUGACGGGAGGGUACUGUCCGGCAUUGUGGGUGUGUGCGGACUGCGGAGUUUGUUACGCAAGUGCGGGUUCACUAUUGUCAGCGCGGGGGGAGGGAGGUAGGGGGGAGGGGUCCGUGGUUAAACAUUGUUGCGCAGCGCUCGCUCUUUCCGACUUGUCGGCUCCGCCGAGCCUCUGCGACGCUGGCGUUCCAAUCACGCUUGCAUAUAUAGCUGCUGCCCCCAUCGUGGUGAGUUUUGAGGACGGGCGCGGCUGGGGCAUUGGUUCAUACUGAUCGGGGCAGGGGCAGGGGCGGCAGCGCAGGGCAGCGCUAGAUCACAAGACCUGGCAAAUGUACUGGUGUUGGUGAAAGCGUGUAUGGCGCAUGCAUGGCUCCUGCAUGGCUGCUGCUGUUCAGGUUCGGGAUUCAUCAACAUGUUGUGACUGGUAUCCCUUUCGAGAUGCGAGCAUGAGCGAUUAGCGCGUGGCACGGCAAGGAGACCUGGU
Messenger RNA from Chlamydomonas reinhardtii, 3608 nucleotides. RefSeq lists its product as uncharacterized. Bases 687 to 1772 code for a protein of 361 amino acids. NCBI's taxonomy places the organism in Eukaryota, Viridiplantae, Chlorophyta, Chlorophyceae, Chlamydomonadales, Chlamydomonadaceae. The transcript is spliced from 4 exons. The record is from RefSeq and is a predicted model, not a curated record.